Centruroides sculpturatus (bark scorpion) is the source of this 1701-nucleotide messenger RNA. RefSeq names its product nose resistant to fluoxetine protein 6-like. Gene Ontology annotation, molecular function: acyltransferase activity, transferring groups other than amino-acyl groups. Bases 294 to 1655 code for a protein of 453 amino acids. The record is from RefSeq and is a predicted model, not a curated record. The transcript has 13 exons. NCBI's taxonomy places the organism in Eukaryota, Metazoa, Arthropoda, Arachnida, Scorpiones, Buthidae.
CGAAUUUCAUAAAAUCUUUUGUGAACUCAAGAAACGGCUUGCGUUUCGACGUUUGUGUUCCAAAUAACUGUAAUGAAAAUGAUGUAAAAAAUGUUUUAGAUUGGUUGUUAGAUGAGAAACUUGUUGAUGUAGAAUAUUGCACAGACAAAUUCCAAGGAAUAAAAUACACUACUGCUCAAAUAAUAUGCAUAACAAUCUUUACUUUAUUUUCCGUUUGGGUCGUCAUCUCAACCAUUGCAGACUCUCUAAUUAAAUUACAUAUUAUUUCUUCAAAUAGAGAGAAAGAUACAACAAUGAAAUAUAUAACUUCCGUUUCGUUGCAUCAAUCGACUCGAAAAUUGGUUCAUAAUUGCAAUGAAGUGAAAACUGCUGCAUUUUGUGGAAUUAAAUUUUUAUUAAUAAAUGUAUUCGUAUUUGGACACAUUCCUCAGACAUUAUUUUUGGAACUUGGAAAUGCAGACAGAUACUACAACUUCUCCAAAAUAUUCACUACAGCUCCUUUUGAAAUAGCAUCUCGUUCAUAUAUUACAAUGGAAACAUUUUUCUUCGUGAGUGGUUAUCUUUUCUCUAAUCUACAAAGAAGAAAUGUGAAUUCCCAGAUCUUCUAUGGCCUUGUGUUAAUAAAAAGGCUCAUCAGAUUAACGCUACCAGUUCUUUGUGUUUUGGCAAUUAUGAUCGUUCUGCCACAUUUUGGAGACGGCCCUCUUUGGAAUAAAAUAGUAAAAAAGGCACGAUAUACAGAAGAGAAUUGGUUUCGUUUCGUUUCUCAUACAGAUAAUUUUGGAAGAAAAGACAUUGAAGAAAAUAGCCAUUUAUGGUUUAUCAGCGUUUUGGCUCAACAGAGUUUUCCCGCCGUAGCUUUACUUUACUUACGUAACAGGUGGGCGAGAAUUGGAAAUAUUUUGACAGUUUUUUUAAUUGUGGCUGGAAUGGUAUCUCACAUUGCUCAAUUAUUAAUCUCCGAUGACAUCAUAAUACUUGGUUUCGGUUUCAAUGCCCAAAAAGUGAAAAAUUACUUCCUUUAUAAUGCUUCGAAACCUUAUUAUUCUCAUCUUAGUUCGUUUUUUCUUGGAUUUUUCUUUGGGUAUUUACUCUUAGAGAAAAAAGAAAUUAAAUUCAAAAUGAUUACACAAGUGUUCUGUUGGAUUUGCAGCAUAACAAUUAUGAUGUUAGUGUUAUUUGGGUUGCAUGGAUAUAUAAAGGAUCCGUCUCCAAAUGAAACUGUGUUGCGUUUAUACAUAAUGUUAUCUCCAUUUGCAUGGACGGCAUCUACAGCAUGGAUUUGCAUCGCAUGUGUUACUGGACAUGGAGGUAUUGUCAAUCGAAUUCUCUCAAUGAAAAUAUUCUGUAUGUUGGAUCGAUUGAUAAUUUGGGUUUACUUACUUCACUUUCCAGUCAUUUACUAUAUUUUUUGUCAAGCACGGACACCGUUUUCAGUAUCAAUGUUAAAUUUGUGGACGAUGUAUGCCUUUGUGAUGAUGCUUACGUUGAUUAUCUCAUAUUUUGUCUAUGCAUUUGUCGAAACUCCAUCCAAUUACCUUCUUCAGAAAACGCUCGAUUUGGUUUCUUUCAAAGACAAAAGUUCAGUGAAAGAGUAUAAAAUGAACAACAUGCCUGAAAGUCAAGAAGUUGAGAAAAACUCAAUUACAAAUUGACGAUGACUACAGAAAAGAAAAAUUGUAUUAUAAUGAUAUUUUUUAA